Coregonus sp. 'balchen' is the source of this 14661-nucleotide messenger RNA. NCBI's taxonomy places the organism in Eukaryota, Metazoa, Chordata, Actinopteri, Salmoniformes, Salmonidae. The record is from the annotation of a GenBank genome assembly.
AUGCCUACACAGCCGGUGAGGUUACCAUCUAAACCAUCCGUCCAUAAUAACCAAAACAAUGUAUAUCUGGGAGGGGGGGGGGGGGGGGGGCAAUCUGUUUUAUUUGUUCCCACUUGCUUUCCACUAUCACCCAGCCAGUGGCAAGGCUAAACCAAUCCAAGUCUCAUGAUCUCCCUCUCACCGCGAGACACAUGGUGCAACAGACGCACAGGCUGCUACUCUCUCCAUUCUGAUGUAAAUCACAUGGUGCAACAGACGCACAGGCUGCUACUCUCUCCAUUCUGAUGUAAAUCACAUGGUGCAACAGACGCACAGGCUGCUACUCUAUCCAUUCUGAUGUAAACAGACGCACAGGCUGCUACUCUCUCCAUUCUGAUGUAAACAGACGCACAGGCUGCUACUCUAUCCAUUCUGAUGUAAACAGACGCACAGGCUGCUACUCUCUUCCAUUCUGAUGUAAACAGACGCACAGGCUGCUACUCUCUCCAUUCUGAUGUAAACAGACGCACAGGCUGCUACUCUCUCCAUUCUGAUGUAAACAGACGCACAGGCUGCUACUCUCUCCAUUCUGAUGUAAACAGACGCACAGGCUGCUACUCUAUCCAUUCUGAUGUAAACAGACGCACAGGCUGCUACUCUCUCCAUUCUGAUGUAACAGACGCACAGGCUGCUACUCUCUACCAUUCUGAUGUAAAACAGACGCACAGGCUGCUACUCUCUCCAUUCUGAUGUAAACAGACGCACAGGCUGCUACUCUCUCCAUUCUGAUGUAAACAGACGCACAGGCUGCUACUCUCUCCAUUCUGAUGUAAACAGACGCACAGGCUGCUACUCUAUCCAUUCUGAUGUAAACAGACGCACAUGCUGGCCUAACUUCCUCCAUUCUGAAUGUAAACAGACGCAACAGUGCUGCUACUCUAAUCCAUUCUUGAUGUAACAGACGCACAGGCUGCGACUCCUCCAUUUCUGAUGUAAAAACAGACGCACGGCUGCUACUUCUCUCCAGUUCUGAUGUAACAGACGCACAGGCUGCUACUCUGACUCCCCUAUCUCUCUCUCUCUCCAUUCUGAUGUUAAUCACUAUGGUGCUCUCAAUAAAGGAGAUGGUGUUGUGUGUGAGGAUGAGGGAGGUGUGGGGUUGUUUGUGUGUGUGUGUGUGUGUGUGAGGAUGAGGGAGGUGUGGGGGUUUUGUUUGUGUGUGUGUGUGUGUGUGUGUGAAGAUGAGGGAGGUUGUGGUGGGUUGUUUGUUGGUAUGUGUGUGUGUGUGUGAGGAUGAGGGAGGUGUGGGGUUGUUUGUUUGUGUGUGUGUGUGUGUGUGUGUGUGUGUGUGCAGGGGGUGUAGAAUGAUCUGAUCUAUGGCUUUUGGCUACUACCCACCCAUCACUCACCCUUCUCCAUCCCUGGCACUCGUGCAGUGGAACGACCUAAAUAACUUCCUGAAUAGAGAGAAGUAGUAAUGGUGUCUUUUGGAUAAACGCCGAAAACAAGGUCUGUGGUAAACACAGGCUUAGGAGAUCUUCAGCUAACUUCACUUUUUGGGAAUUUUGAAGAAUGUAUUUAAUAAUAAUAAAAAGCACAUGAAGGCUUCAUAAUUCAUAAAGGUCACGUUAACUGACUGAUAUUAUCUCCUAGAACAAAACCUAUAAGAUCUCCGAAGAUGUUAACCUCAGACCUUAUUUUCAGUGUUUAUUCCAGAGCCCCAUUAAUUUCCUCAUAGGGAUGGCUGAACGAACCAGAGGUAGCUCAUUCCUGGGUUUUUAGGACUACACGUGGGUUAUGGGGGAGGGGCCUGGGUCGGUUGUCGGGGGGGUCUGGUUUUCCCCUCCUUUCCUCCCCCUUGUUCCCACUUCCCCCUUUUUCCCCGCUCGCUGGUAUGGGGGGAGUAGAAGCAGAAGGUGGCCUGUUGUGUUGCUCUCUCUCUAUGCCUGGAGUCGGUGUUUCAUUGGGGCCUCUGUUUCUCUCCCCUUCUCUUUCUGCCCCUCCCCUCUUCUUCUCUCUCUCCUUCUCUCUUUCCUCCCCUCCUCUCCUCUCCUCCCUCCUCUCGGCCCCCACCCCCCUCCCCCCUUACCCUUUUUUUCCCACCCCCCCCACCCGUCCCCCCCACUUCGCUUUCCCCCCUCCCCGCCUCCUCUCCCUCCUCUCGGCCCCCCGCCUCGUCCCCCUUCUCUUUUUCCCCCCGAAAAACCCCCCGCCCUCGCCCCCUGCAUUCCCCCCCCUACUCCGGCCCCUUCCUCUCGGCCCCCUCGCCCCCCCCCGUCUCACUCCUCCAUCCCCCCUGUCUGCCCCCCCCCUUUCCGGGUUCUGCCCCCCAGGAGGGCCCGCUCACCCUCCCUCUGUACCCCGGACCCUGGGGUCCGGUCCGCGGGUUCAUCCCCAAACCCUCCUGGUUUGCCGGCUCCUUCCCCCCCCCCUGCUCCAUGCUCUUCCCCCGUAGUGUCUCCUCCCCCUCUCUCUUUCUCAUCUUUCUCGGUUCCUUUCAAAACUAACAAACUUUCCCUCUGCAGCAAAUCCUCGACCCCGUGACGGCCCAUCGGUCUCCGGGGGUUCACGCCCCAGACCAGGGGGGUCCGGUCCUGGACUGUUCCUACCCCCCUUCCCCCGACCCCCCCCCCAACACCCGGGGGCCCCCCUCGCGUUCCCUGGGGCCCUCUUCCUCCCGCCCCUUUCCCGUUGUUUUUUCCCCUUCUUUUUGUUUUUUUCCUCUCUCUGUUUCCCCUCUUUUUUCUUCUCGUUUCCUCUCUCUUCUAUUCUCUUUCCCUUUUCUCUCUUUUUUUUCCCUUCCUUCUUUUCGUUUUUUCUUUUCCUCUCUUUUCCCUUCCUGUUCCUCUCUUUCUCUCCUCAUGUUUAUCACCUCUCGUUCUUCUUUCCCCUUGUUUCUCUUUCUCUGUUUCCUUCUUUUAUUUUCUCUCCUUGUUUUUCCCUCCCUUUUCUUUUCUCUGUUUCCUCUUUUUCCCUUCGGCCUUAUUUUCCUCGACUCUUUCCUGUUUCCCUCUUUUCUUUUUUUCUUUUCCUUUCUUCCCCUCUUUCUUUCCCGUCCCUCUCUCUUUCCCCCUUUUCCCUCUUUUCUUUCCUUCUCUUUCCCUUUGCUCAUCGUGUUCCCCCCUUCUCCCUUUUUCCCUCUCUUCGUUCCCCUCUCUCCCUCUCUUCCCUCCCUGGUCCGUCUACUCUCGGCCCUUCUGCGCCCGAGCUCUCUCUCCAAUUCUCCUUCCUCUCCUCUCGGUCUCUCUUCCCUCGUCUCUCUUUCUCUCCUCUCUCUCUCUCUUUCCUUUUCUCUGUCUUUUCUUUCUUUUCAUAUUUAACUUUCCACAAGGGGAGAAAACCCCAAACCAAACUGUUAUUUACAUCUCUCUUCCUUCCCGAUCUUUCUUUCUCUCCCCAGAGGAAAUACAUAUUCCCCUUCCUGCUCUCUUCUCGUCUGUUCAUCCAACCCCACGAGCUCAUGUCCAAAGUGUGUCACCUAUGUCUGGAACAGCGGAGACUGAGCGACCCUCAGGCAGACACGGUACCUUCUAUACCUCCAUUAUACUCCAUAAUAUUAUACUGUAGUCUAUUAUACUAUAAUAGUACAGACUAAUAUUUAUCCAUUUGUACUAUAUAUACUUCUUGAAGAUAGACCUGCAACGAUAUAUGUUUUCUUCUUCUUUCAGAUGAGGAUCAGGAAGAUGGCUCCGAAGAUCCUCCAGCUGCUCCAGGAGUGGACGGAGACGUUCUCCUACGACUUCAGAGAUGAGAGGUUGAUGAGGAGCCUGAAGGAGCUGACCCAACGCCUGGCCUCGGGGGACGAGGUCAGUCACAGUCAAAUUAUUCAAUCUUUGUCACUGAAGGGAAAUUAAUUGUGCAGCCAGGCGUACGUAAGACGCAGGCGCACAUAAGACACAGGAGCACGUACGAUUCAUAAAUAACAGACACACUCACAAGUUAGUCCGUCGUCCGAUGCCACCUGACCUGUCUUGGAUGUAAAGAUGACAAGAAGAGAAUGCACUGAAAAGGAUCAGGGGGGGGGAAAGGAACAUAAUCAUUUGGGGAAACAGUCCAUCUUCUCCCUUGGAUUAGCAGGUACUGAGUGUAUUUGAGAGGGCAUGUGGAGCCAGGCUACUGCUGGGCUAGAGGUUUCAGGGGGUCGGGUAGCGGGGGAAGUUUGCUCGAGCCACAAAGCAUUUUUUUUUUUUUUUUUUUUUUGCAGAAUCAAAAGAAAAUAGCUUUUGUUCAGCUGCCUGUGCUGGAGGGCAACUUUCUGUAUGCUGCCCUGCUCCUCCUUAGGCUGCAGUCAAAUUGUUCCUCUACUGCUGACUUGAAUGUCACUGGCUUAGCACUGGUUUGCUUUGGUGUGCGUCCCGAAUGGCACCCCAUAGGGCCCUGGUCGAAAGCGCUACACUAUAUAGGGAAUAGGGUGCCAUUCUCUGGUCUAAAGCGCUACACUAUAUAGGGAAUAGGGUGCCAUCUUGGACGCAGCCUUGGUUUGCUUCAUUAUGGCUGUUUUCAUGGUUUUCUUCCAGGGAUGACUUCCUAUGAAAUGCUAGGAAUUCUCUCCUGUUAUCCUCUCUCCUCAAUGGGUGUAAAAAAUGGUACCCCAAACUGCACCACAGCACAUUUAGUACCGUGGCUACUGCUGUUGCCGUUUUAUAAAAACAACAUGAUGAUGAAUCGUAGCUGUGUAAGAACCAAAGAGAGUGGGUGAUAACUUUAGCUGAUGCUGCUAACCCAGAUAAACCUAGCCUUGCUUCAUUUCGUAGCUACGCCGUCUCUUUUUGCUCUUUUUCAUUAUGGACCUAUAGCUCUGUGUUAAGAUGGAUGGUUUUUCACUAUUGAGGAUGUAACUGGAACAUUGGGUCCUUCCCAUAGCCUUGGCAGGCUAAAUCUGUUCCCUUCCAACACCUAUUCAUAGGGUUACAGUGGCUACAUGCCUGGCUCCCAAUGUUAUGUCCCCAAUGUUCUGUCUCCAAUGUUCCAGUUCCAUCCCCAAUGUUCUAUCCCUAAUGUUCUAUCCCUAAUGUUCCAGUUCCAUCCCUAAUGUUCUAUCCCUAAUGUUCCAGUUCCAUCCCCAAUGUUCUAUCCCUAAUGUUCCAGUUCCAUCCCUAAUGUUCUAUCCCUAAUGUUCCAGUUCCAUCCCCAAUGUUCUAUCCCUAAUGUUCCAGUUCCAUCCCUAAUGUUCUAUCCCUAAUGUUCCAGUUCCAUCCCCAAUGUUCUAUCCCUAAUGUUCCAGUUCUAUCCCUAAUGUUCUAUCCCUAAUGUUCCAGUUCCAUCCCCAAUGUUCUAUCCCUAAUGUUCCAGUUCCAUCCCUAAUGUUCUAUCCCUAAUGUUCCAGUUCCAUCCCUAAUGUUCUAUCCCUAAUGUUCCAGUUCCAUCCCCAAUGUUCUAUCCCUAAUGUUCCAGUUCCAUCCCUAAUGUUCUAUCCCUAAUGUUCCAGUUCCAUCCCCAAUGUUCUAUCCCUAAUGUUCCAGUUCCAUCCCCAAUGUUCUAUCCCUAAUGUUCUAUCCCUAAUGUUCCAGUUCCAUCCCUAAUGUUCUAUCCCUAAUGUUCCAGUUCCAUCCCUAAUGUUCUAUCCCUAAUGUUCCAGUUCCAUCCCCAAUGUUCUAUCCCUAAUGUUCUAUCCCUAAUGUUCCAGUUCCAUCCCCAAUGUUCUAUCCCUAAUGUUCCAGUUCUAUCCCCAAUGUUCCAUCCCCAAUGUUCUAUCCCUAAUGUUCCAGUUCCAUCCCCAAUGUUCUAUCCCUAAUGUUCCUGUUCCAUCCCCAAUGUUCUAUCCCUAAUGUUCCUGUUCUAUCCCCAAUGUUAUAUCCCUAAUGUUUUAUCCCCAAUGUUCCAGUUCCAUCCCUAAUGUUCUAUCCCUAAAGUUUCAGUUCCAUCCCUAAUGUUCUAUCCCUAAUGUUCUAUCCCUAAUGUUCCAGUUCCAUCCCUAAUGUUCUAUCCCUAAUGUUCCAGUUCUAUCCCCAAUGUUCCAUCCCCAAUGUUCUAUCCCUAAAGUUCCAGUUCCAUCCCCAAUGUUCUAUCCCUAAUGUUCCAGUUAUAUCCUCAAUGUUCCAUCCCCAAUGUUCUAUCCCUAAAGUUCCAGUUCCAUCCCCAAUGUUCUAUCCCUAAUGUUCCAGUUCCUUCCCUAAUAUUCUAUCCCUAAUGUCCUAUCCCCAAUGUUCCAGUUCUGUCCCUAAUAUUGCAGGAUGCAGGAUUUCAGUCCUUCACGGCGUAGUGUGUUACCAAUAGUUUUCUUGGUGACUAUGGUCCCAGCUGCCUUGAGAUCAUUGACAAGAUCCUCCCGUGUAGUUCUGGGCUGAUUCCUCUCCGUUCUCAUGAUCAUUGCAACUCCACGAGGUGAGAUCUUGCAUGGAGCCCCAGGCCGAGGGAGACUGACAGUUAUUUUGUAUUGGGACAAAUUCACUUAUGUGUAUUAAAGUAGUAAAAAGUUUAGUAUUUGGUCCCAUAUUCCUAGAAUGCAAUGACUACAUCAAGCUGGUGACUCUACAAACUUGUAGGAUGCAUUUGCUGUUUGUUUUGGUUGUGUUGUGUUUCAGAUUAUUUUGUGCCCAAUAGAAAUGAAUGGAAAAUAAUGUAUUGUGCCAUGACGUUUGCAACGCCAGGGUUGUAGGUUGGAUUCCCACGGGGGGGCCAGUAUGAAAAUGUAUGCACUCACUAACUGUAAGUUGCUCUGGAUAAGAGCAUCUGCUAAAUGACUAAAAUGUUAAAUGUAAAUAAGAAUAGAAUAUGUUUCUAAACACUUUUACAUUUUAAUGUGGAUGCUACCAUGUUUUUUUAUUUUUUAUUUAUUUCACCUUUAUUUAACCAGGUAAGCCAGUUGAGAACAAGUUCUCAUUUACAACUGCGACCUGGAUAGUCCUGACUGAAUAAUGAGUGAGAACGUUAGAUGCACAAAUAUCAUAUCCCCAAGACAUUCUAACCUUUCACCAUUACAAUAACAGGGGAGGUUAGCAUUUUAUAUCAUACCCCCAAGACAUUCUAACCUUUCACCAUUACAAUAACAGGGGAGGUUAGCAUUUUAUAUCAUACCCCCAAGACAUUCUAACCUUUCACCAUUACAAUAACAGGGGAGGUUAGCAUUUUAUAUCAUACCCCCAAGACAUUCUAACCUUUCACCAUUACAAUAACAUGGGAGGUUAGCAUUUUAUAUCAUACCCCCAAGACAUUCUAACCUUUCACCAUUACAAUAACAGGGGAGGUUAGCAUUUUAUAUCAUACCCCCAAGACAUGCUAACCUUUCACCAUUACAAUAACAGGGGAGGUUAGCAUUUUUGGAGGGGUAUGAUGUUUGUGCGCCUGGCUCUGUUCAUUAAAACCUGCUGUAAAGGUGUGUAGCUAUGCUGUACUGUAGCAUGUAAACCGUUUUUUUUAUUCCACAUAGUUAUAAUAACAUCACUGAAGUGUUUCAGGAGACCUAUAGACGGGUUAGCUGACAACAUCACGAAAACAAUGCAUGCGCUUCAAAGGGGAAGAAAUGCAUGUCUUGUUGUGAUUCUGGAUAGCUACAAUGAUGAGAAGCUGCCAUAUGGGGAAUUGUAAGUGGCUCGUUUCAUCUCGUUUCAUCUCGUUUCAACUCGUUUCAUCUCGUUUCAUCUCGUUUCAUCUCGUUUCAUCUCGUUCUUGAUACCAUGUCUGAGGUGUUUUGACUGAUGGCACGUCUAUGCUUAUAAGGCUCAAAUUCGCUAGCUAGCUAACCAACAACUGUAACGAUGUAUUUGAGAGACGACAAAUGCUCAUUUUGCAAAUGUUUACAUACACUUACGUUGGAGUCAUUAAAACUCGUUUUUCAACCACUCCACAAAUGUCUUGUUAACAAACUAUAGUUUAAACAAGUCAGUUAGGACAUCUACUUUGUGCAUGACACAAGUAAUUUUUCCAACAAUUGUUUACAGACAGAUUACUUCACUUAUAAUUCACUGUAUCGCAAAGAAAGUUCUUUGUUUCUGGCCAUUUUGAGCCUGUAAUCGAACCCACAAUUGCUGAUUCUCCAAAUACUCAACUAGUCUCAAGAAGGCCAGUUUUAUUGCUUCUUUAAUCAGCACAACAGUUUUCAGCUGUGCUAACAUAAUUGCAAAAGGGUUUUCUAAUGAUAAUUUACCCUUUUAAAAUGAUCAACUUGGAUUAGCAAACACAACGUGCCAUUGGAACACAGGACCAGGGGCGGUGUGUUCAAUAGGGCGAUAUGGGCGACGCACUGCCAAACGGGAAAAGGAAGGGAUUUUUUUUCUAAUCAAUUAUAUCACGGCAAACAGUAGUUAUCAGUGUUCUAAUCUGAUCUGACUGCCACUAAAUGUCAAAUCAGGCUAAAGUCGUGCUUCAAAUGGCCCCGCCCGUUUUUGGGGCGAUUUCAGUCAUGUUGAAAAUCGCCCAGAAGUCUGUCAUAGACUCCCAUGUAAAAUCUAUUUUUUUCAAAUUUCAAAGCUUUCAAUACAAUCUCUAUGGGUGUCUGUGGGCUUGCACUUACGCGCUUUCGUCAUACGUGACGUAACCAUGAACGUAACUAAGAAAAUAGCGGCUAGCAGCGUCUCUGUUGCGACCUGCAGUGUGGCGUUAUCUUAUGUUUUUAAUUUGUACACUUAGUGGCGUUAUUUUAUGUUUUUAAUUUGUACACUUAGUUUACAAACAUUCUGCCAACCAUGGAUUUCCAGUGGUGGGUUUUGGACUGAUCUUGUUGAUCGUGUACAUACCCGCUACGAACGGACUAAAUAAUGAAAACGCUGCUGGCAGCGGAAUCCAAUACAGCUGGGAGACUUGGCUGGAUGACAGAGUCCCGGACAGAGAAGUGGAGCCGGCCGGCUUCACCCUGGUCAGAGCGGACCGCGAUCUGACACAGUCACAGGGAAAAUCGAUCCUGGUAAGAGAGCGACUCUGUACCCCCGACAUUGAACUGCUUUCUGUGUCACUGCGACCUUACUAUCUGCCCCGUGAGUUCCCCCAAUUGUUUGUUACCGUUGUGUACUGUUGAUAAUCACAAGUUUACUGGAGAACUGAGACCAAGUAGAGACUUUGGACAGGGUGGAUAUGGUAUAAUAAAGGCAGUUUAUUCAGAGGUAAAGAUAUCUGGAAUCGCGUGCACGGACUCGUUCGUCAAACUCUUAGGGAGCUAUCUGAAGAGAGCCCCGAAAACAUUGUGUGCAGACAUUUUAUACAAUAAAUGAUGUAGGUUGAAUCUAGUAGUUCUGAUCUUCUGAUUGGUCCUGAUGAGUUGGGCGAGGUCCCCUCCACUGUUGCAUUGGCUCUGAGUCGGGUUCUCUGUCUUCAAAUGUUCAGCCUAAAGAGAGGGGAUUUUUGUGGUGUGUGUGUGUGUGUGUUUAACAGUGAUGAUGUGUGUGUGUGUGUGUGUGUGUGUGUGUGUGUGUUAUCAGUGAUGAUGUGUGUGUGUGUGUGUGUGUGUGUCCUCAGAGCAAGAACUCGUGAGUUGGAAGAACUGAGAGACCUAUGGCGUGGGUGUUGUCCUUGGCCACCUGCUGACAAGGCUGACAAGAUAGGACUCUUUUGUCCAUUGUUAUAGGAUAGGAACAGCAUUGAUUGAAAACAAACGCCCAACACAAAAUGGGUCAUGCACAAGAUUUUAGUCAGACCAAGCUAUAACAUUAUAUAUUUACUACGACAGUACAUUCAACCAAAAGCUAAUAUAACAAAGGCAUCAGAGAUUAUUUAUAAUCUGUCACAGAAACUGGAAUCCAUCUCCCCAGAUCAGUCAAUAAAUGCUUCUGGUAUUGACUUAUAUGCUGCCCCUGUCUUCAUGUUGUUGCUGGACAUAUCUUUUUUAAAAUGUGUGUAGGUCACCUAAAUCAUCAGAAAAAUUGCCCCUCCUGAGAAUUUUUUCAGGAGCCGCCACUGCACAGGACUGAUGGUUGCUGAUAAUGGGCCUCUGUCCGCCUAUGUAGAUAUUCCAUUAAAAAUCUGCCGUUUCCAGCUACAAUAGCCAUUUACAACAUUAACAAUGUCUACACUGUAUUUCUGAUCAAUUUGAUGUUAUUUUAAUAGACAAAAAAAUAGCUUUUCUUUUGAAAACAAAUACAUUUCUAAGUGACACCAAACUUUAGAACAACUGUAUUUGUUUAUGUUUACAUGUAGUUUGCAUGUUGUCAGCAAUCUAAGCGUACCACGUCUGUUUUGCCCCAUAAUUGCGCAUGUGUCGGUUUUGUUGCUAAACAAUCAACCUGUCUAUUUUAUGGAUGUUUUCAGACGGCCGUGAGCUCGAGGGUAGUGGGAUAAACACACACUAACAUCUUAAUGGCAAAAGGAGUGUUCCAGCUCUAGGUGCAGGAUGCACUUAAGUCCUUCUCUCUCUCUCUCUCUCUCUCUCUCUCUCUCUCUCUCUCUCUCUCUCUGGCUCUCUGUCUCUCUGGCUCUCUCUCUCUCUGUGUCUGUCUGUCUCUCUGUCUCUCGCUCGCUCUCUGAGCUAAGUUUUCUGAUUCCAUAACACAGAGAAAGAGAACCUUCUGGCGCUGGUCAGGUGGUCCCCACCAGGAAAUGAUGUCACAGAGCCAGGAAAAAGAAGGGGGGGGGGGGGGGGGGGGGCGUGACUGGCGGCGUGACCGUCUGUUCCCUUCUCUGAUAGGAGGUAUAGAAGACAGCUUAGCCCCCCUGUUCACGAGUAGCUCCCGCUGCUGUGUGGAAAUGUCAGCCUGGUAUCUCCAGGAAUAGUUUCUAAUUUUAGCCAGGCAGAGCCCCCCCCCUUUCUAUCCCUUAACCCUCUGUCUGUGGAGGACAGAAGACUCAACAGAUGGCGGGAUGCUUUGAAGUGGCCCCCGACCCCCAGAUCUGGGAUCAGGUUAGUCUUGCGCUGUCCAGCUGUACUGGAGCAUAACCUGCAAACCAAAACAAUUCGUUGUUAGGAUGUCCCCGGAAUGUCCGGAGGUUGUGUCAUUGUCAAAAAAGGUGUAAUUUGGUUCGCUCUCAAAAAAAAGAUGUUGCAUAAAACUUACAUUAUUAUUCAACAUUUGUAAAUUUAUUUUUUUACUGCGUUAGGGAUAGCGUACACAGACGUUUCGGCUUUACAGCUGUCUUCAGUGUGAUUUUUUUAUUUUAAUUCAAAAACAGCAUUUGUAAAGAACAACCGAUGAGCAGCAGGUGCUUCUAAUCAGGGUUGCCACUCAUCUGCCAAUCAGGGAUCAGGGAUUUUUCUGGUCUACCUGUAUGCAAAUGAGUCACAAAGAGAUACAGAUUUAUAGGGUACGGGAGCGAGGCACGAAGGGCAACUCACAAAAUCAACCGCCCCAGGUGUCCGCUCACCUAAAUACAUCACAUUAAAUCAUGAGAUGGCCCACCGCAAAGGACAUCGGCCACAGCCGUUCAUAAAUAUGUGGGGCCAACUCAUAAAAGAUAUGCAAAAUCUGAUAUGGACAGUGUUCUUGUAUAACGGUCUAAAUUUGGCCUAUAGGAAGGAGGUGAAAUCUAAUUGUUGGCAGAUGAGUGGCAACCCUGAACAGAAGCACCUGCUGCUCAUCGGUUGUUCUUCACAAAUGCUGUUUUGAAUUAAAAUAAAAUUGUACCUUCACACUGAAGAAGCAGAAAAAUAACUGAAUAAUGAAGUAAGCUUUAUGCGACAUAUUUUUGAGUGCAAACCAAUUACACCUUUUUGAUGGAUGGUGAAAGUCCCAAGAUAUUGUGUACAUAUAUAACAUAUAUACUGUAUAACCGCCAAGGCACUACAGAGGGUAGCACGUACGGCCCAGUACGUCACUGGGGCCAAGCAUCCUGCCAUCCAGGACCUCUAUACCAGGCGGUGUCAGAGGAAGGCCCUAAAAAAUUGUCAAAGACUCCAGCCACCCUAGUCAUAGACUGUUCUCUCUGCUAACGCACGGCAAGCGGUACUGGAGCGCCAAGUCUAGGUCCAAAAGGCUUCUCAACAGCUUCUACCCCCCAAAGCCAUAAGACUCCUGAACAGCUAAUCAAAUGGCUACCCGGACUAUUAGCAUUGUCCCCCCCCACCCACCCCCUCUUUUACGCUGCUGUGACUUUAACUAUACCUACAUAUACACUACCAGUCAAAAGUUUGGACACACCUACUCAUUCAAGGAUUUUUCUUUAUUUUUUUAACUAUUUUCUACAUUGUAGAAUAAUAGUGAAGACAUCAAAACUAUGAAAUAACACAUAUGGAAUCAUGUAGUAACCAAAAAAGUGUUAAACAAAUCAAAAUAUAUUUUACAUUUGAGAUUCUUCAAAUAGCCACCCUUUGCCCUUGAUAACAGCUUUGCACACUCUUGGCAUUCUCUCAACCAGCUUCAUGAGGUAGUCACCUGGAAUGCAUUUCAAUUGUACGUAUUACCUCAAUUACCUCGACUAACCGGUGCCCCCGCACAUUGACCCUGUAUAUAGCCUCGCUACUGUUAUUUUUACUGUUAUUUUACUGCUUUUAUUUUUUACUUAUCUAUUGUUUACUUAACACUUAUUUGUCUUAAAACUGUAUUGUUGGUUAAGGGCUUGUAAGUAAGCAUUUCACUGUAAGGUCUACACCUAUUGUAUUCUGUGCAUGUGACAAAUACAAUUUGAUUUGAUAUAACAUGUGCUGUAUAACAUUGAAGUCAUCCAAGUGUACUUACAAUUGUACUUAAUGCCCCAGUGCUGAGGUCAGAGUUCUACUAAAUGUCAAAUUAUUAUUAGAUUACUAGUGUACUACUAGGUUACUGUAGAGAGUAGUACUACUAGGUAUACUGUAGAGAGUAGUACUACUAGGUAUACUGUAGAGAGUAGUACUACUAGGUUACUGUAGAGAGUAGUACUACUACGUUACUGUAGAGAGUAGUACUACUAGGUUACUGUAAAGAGUAGUACUACUAGGUUACUGUAGAGAGUAGUACUACUAGGUUACUGUAGAGAGUAGUUACUACUAGGUUACUGUAGAGAGUAGUACUACUAGGUUACUGUAGAGAGUAGUACUACUACGUUACUGUAGAGAGUAGUACUACUAGGUUACUGUAAAGAGUAGUACUACUAGGUUACUGUAGAGAGUAGUACUACUAGGUUACUGUAGAGAGUAGUACUACUAGGUUACUGUAGAGAGUAGUACUACUAGAUUACUGUAGAGAGUAGUACUACUAGGUAACUAGAGAGUAGUACUACUAGGUUACUGUAGAGAGUAGUACUACUAGAUUACUGUAGAGAGUAGUACUACUAGAUUACUGUAGAGAGUAGUACUACUAGGUAUACUGUAGAGAGUAGUAUACUAGGUACUGUAGGUAGUACUGUAGAGAGUAGUACUACUAGGUUACUGUAGAGGUAGUACUACUAGGUAUACUGUAGAGAGUAGUACUACUAGGUUACUGUAGAGAGUAGUACUACUAGGUUACUGUAGAGAGUAGUACUACUAGGUUACUGUAGAGAGUAGUACUACUAGGUUACUGUAGAGAGUAGUACUACUAGGUUACUGUAGAGAGUAGUACUACUAGGUUACUGUAGAGAGUAGUACUACUAGGUUACUGUAGAGAGUAGUACUACUAGGUUACUGUAGAGAGUAGUACUACUAGGUUACUGUAGAGAGUAGUAGUGAGUGAUGUAAUGCAGUAGUAAUGACCUGGAGGGAGUUAAAGUUGUCAUCUGGGGUUAAUCCCCGUGGCGGAGAGCAUUUAAUCUCCACCACACACAAAAGUGGGAUUACAGUGGGAUUGAAGAUUAUUCUCUAUAAUCUAGAUUAGUCUCUCUCUCUCUCGCCAGCUCCGAGCGCCACUCCCUCUCCCUGCAGCCCGUCUCUUUCUAAGCUCUCUAUCUCUCUCUCUUCCCCCUACCAUUGGCUGCUUGUUAAGGCUGUAAUAUAUCCAGUUUAAGUGGUGAUUGGCUUGAGUUGCCAAGGUGAGUGGUGUGAGAGAGAAAUCUGAUUGGUGGACACUAACACACAUCAAACAUACAGUAUGAAGGAAAGUUUGUUGAGCAAACUGCUGCUUUCCCGCGCAGGCCUGAACUUUUUUUGUAGAACCUAGUUUCCCUUGGCUUGAAUUGGCAGACAGGAGGUGGAGGGAGACGGGAUGUGGAGGAAGACGGGAUGUGGUCACAGAAAGCGAAGAAGAGGCCCCCUUCUCUUUUCUUUAACCUCAUACCAGGGGCCAUGACCGGGAGUUCGCUCUCCACACGACUCCUCCCUUCUAUCCUCCUUAUAAAGUAGUAGAGUAAUGCAGAACAGCUGGUAACAAAAACUCAAGAACUGACGCCCAACGAAAAAAAGAGAGAAAGAAACAGAAAGAGAAGGCGAGAAAGAAAGAGGAAGAGAGCGAGAAAAAAGAGGAAGAGCCGAAAGAAAGCGAAAGAAAGCCAGGAAGGAGGAGAAAGAAGAGAAGAGCAGAGAGAAAGAAAGAAGAGGAGAAGAGCAGAAAGAACCAGAACGGACGAGAGAGAAAGACAAGAAGCGAGAGAGAGAAAGAAAGAGGAAGAGAGAAAGAGAAGAGGCAAGAGAUGAGAAAACAAUCGGGAAAGAGAGAAGAAAACAAGGAAGCAGACCAGAAGAAAGAGGAAGAGAGAAAAGACAAGCUGAGCAGAAAGCACAGAAAACAGAAGCGGAAGAGCGAGAGCAGAAAGACGACGCAAGAGAACAAGAAAGCCCAGGCAGAGAGAGAAAAGACACAGGAACGAAGGCCAAGAAACGAAAGAGGAAGAGAGAGACAGAACAAACAGAGCAGAAGAGCAGAGAAAGAAAGACGCGAACAGCAGCAGAAAGAAAGAGGCAAGAGAGAAAGAAAGAACAGGGAACGCUGA